GUGAAACAUUCGAUGAAACAUUAGAUGAGUCGAAUGAUCGGUUGACAUUCAAUCAAGCAAUUGAAAUAUUAUCAAUUGCAGAAAAACAAAUGACAAAUGAGAUUAAUGUUAUGGAGAUGGAAUGUAAUGAAUUUUUUCAGGAUAUUUUGUUAUCCUCAAUGAAUGUUUAUGGGGAUAUUUGGUCCGAUAAUAAUUUUUCUAAAAUCAAAAGGAUUUGA
Cetraspora pellucida is the source of this 218-nucleotide messenger RNA. NCBI's taxonomy places the organism in Eukaryota, Fungi, Glomeromycota, Glomeromycetes, Diversisporales, Gigasporaceae. The record is from the annotation of a GenBank genome assembly.